Umbelopsis ramanniana AG is the source of this 973-nucleotide messenger RNA. RefSeq lists its product as uncharacterized. The record is from RefSeq and is a predicted model, not a curated record. Bases 192 to 881 code for a protein of 229 amino acids. NCBI's taxonomy places the organism in Eukaryota, Fungi, Mucoromycota, Umbelopsidomycetes, Umbelopsidales, Umbelopsidaceae. The transcript is spliced from 2 exons.
GGCAACAAGUCAAGUCCGUCCGUAUGAGUCAAAUGACAAGGAAAGCCGGAUGAAAAUAUGUGGUAACCACGGUGAUGGCAGGCUCUAUUUUGCCAUUGGCCAAGUACUGGACACCAAAAACAGUACGUACAUAAACAACAGUAUAAAGAGGCUAAAAAAGAAGCGAUAGAAUACUUCACAACUCAUUUACUAUGACCAACUCAACUACGAAACCUCCCCAGUCAUUCGGUGUUCUUCUCUUCCCUGGUUUCGCUCUGCUGGAUGCGUGCGGCCCACUCGAAUUGCUGAAUGGCCUAUCAUCUGUUGUUCCUAUGACCGUGUCAUUGAUUGCUGUGGACUCGUUGGAGCCAGUGGCAACCAUGGUACCGAUCGAAACAUUAUCCGAUGAUUUCAGAAAACGGGUUGAAAGUCAACAGCCUCUCGCUGUGCAAAGACUUUGUCCUACACACACGCUGGAGACUUGCCCUCCUUUGGAUGUGCUUCUCAUUCCUGGUGGAUUUGGAGUUCCUAAUGCAGCCAAGGACGAGCGAGUAUUGAAGUUCAUUACUGAAUCCAAAGCACAGACCAUCAUCACCGUCUGCAACGGCACGGGCAUUCUCGCUGCCACUGGAUUGCUGGACGGCAAAAAGGAGGUAACGAGCGGUCGACCCCAGGUGAAUUGGGUGCAAAAAGCCAGAUGGGUGCAUGAAGGACGCUACUGGACGUCAUCGGGUAUUUCUGCUGGCAUGGAUGUGGUUGCUGCUUAUAUCCGUGAGACGUUCGGCGAGCAAAUUGGCGAACUUGUUCCCGAUAUUUUGGAAUACACUCCGGAGCUUAAUCCCGACAACGACCCGUUUGUGGAUGCAUGGAAGAAAUACCUUCCCCCCAACCAAACCGAAUAGAUGAGAGGCGGCUCACUCGUAUGAUAGCAUACAUGAAAUAAAAGGAAACGGGCAUCGUAUGGCAUCUGUUGUUUUUGGAAUCUUUUUGUUAU